AUGGCUCUUCACAGGUCCACCAAUCUCGACUCGUGGACGCAAGAUCAGCUCAAGCUGAUGCUUGUUGGUGGGAAUGGUCGUGCGCAUGCCUUUUUCAAGCAGCACGGCUGGACUGACGGUGGCAAGAUCGAGUCCAAGUAUACGUCCAGAGCGGCCGAGCUUUACAGGCAAGUUCUCGCCAAGGAUUCCGCCAAACUUGACACAGUUGCGAGCCCCAAGCUCGGGCCUGCCUCACCGCACUUUGACGACGAGCACGUCGACAACGAUGCGGCGCUGCUACCACCUGUUGUCACUCCUGCUGUCGCCCUGCCCAAAAAGUCCUCCGCUGUUGGCAUGAGAAAGAUUGGAGGUGGAAAGUCGGGUGGAGGCCUGGGUGUGAAGAAGCUCACCACCAAGACUAGUGACAACCUGUAUGAUCAGAAGCCGGCAGAGACAGAGACAGCAGCAGCAGCGGGGACGGCGCCUUCUCCCGCGGUUGUGCAAGCUGCUCCUGCUCCUAGAUCUCGUUUCGUCUAUGCCGACGAUGACGAUCCACCUGCGGUGUCUACAAACUCCGGGCACGUGGUGGCACCGUCCAGUAAAACCGACUUUUUCUCCGACUUUAGUUCCGAGGCGAAGAGUUCCUCCCGUUCCAGUCGAUCUAAGACCCAGUUUUUCAACGAUCCCAGCAAGGUUGCGGAUGUAGAUAACAACGUGCGCCUGCAAAAAUUCGCGGUAAGCUCGUUUUUGACGCGGACUAGUUAUCCCUUGAACACUGGCUUGCAGAACUCGUCCUCCAUAUCAAGUGCCGACUUCUUCGACCGAAACGAAGGCAACUCCGUUGCAUCGUCCGCAGAUCUGACCGCAUCGGAACUCGUGACAAGAUUAUCAAUGCAGACUGGGAAGAAGCUCAGCUCGUUUGCGUCGAGCCUUCUUGCAGACAUACAAGACCGGAUCCGUGGAUCUAGACUUAGGGGUACCGUUGCUGCCUCAGCCGACAGCCAAGGCGUCGAGUUGAGUCGACCUUGUGCAUGCUCAUGCGCUGCAUGCAAACUCGUAAAAGUCGACGAGCGUGGCGUUUGUUGUAACCUGUGGCACCACGCCGUGCAUCUUGUGCCGUUGCCGGGCGUGGUCAGCCUCUGGAGCGGUGCUAAAGCCGUGGAGGAGCCAUGA
Selaginella moellendorffii is the source of this 1152-nucleotide messenger RNA. RefSeq names its product probable ADP-ribosylation factor GTPase-activating protein AGD8. The record is from RefSeq and is a predicted model, not a curated record. The coding region runs from base 1 to 1152 and encodes 383 amino acids. Lineage: Eukaryota; Viridiplantae; Streptophyta; Lycopodiopsida; Selaginellales; Selaginellaceae. Gene Ontology annotation, biological process: COPI coating of Golgi vesicle. The transcript has 5 exons.